Closterium sp. Yama58-4 is the source of this 1522-nucleotide messenger RNA. Lineage: Eukaryota; Viridiplantae; Streptophyta; Zygnematophyceae; Desmidiales; Closteriaceae. The record is from the annotation of a GenBank genome assembly.
UGGCGGCUGCUGGGAGUGUGGCAACACAGAGGCAUAUUGCGCCGCUAACUGCACCUCAGGGCCAUGCUUUGCAGCACCACCACCAGAAGUAUAUGGGUAUCCACCAUCAGAACCACCACCACCACCACCAUCACCAUCACCAUCACCAUCACCACCACCACCACCACCACCACCACCACCAUCAUCAUCGCCAGCACCAUCACCACCUGCACCGCCCACCACCGGCGCCAGCCCAGCAGUAAUAGCCGGCGCCACUGUAGGAGUCAUUGUAUCGCUGCUGCUGCUCGCUCUGCUCCUCUUCUUCUUCUGCUGCUGGCGGCGCCGCCUGGAGAACCAAACCGAUCACGUUGCGAUGAGCAACGAACACACCAGCAGCACAGGGAGCACCAACAAGUCACGCUCGAUGGUUGGGGUGAUAUCAGGAGGAGCCGGGGCUCUCCUGAGCUUGAGUAGAACGAGCAAGGGAAGCAGGGUGUCCGGCGUGUGCCAGGAGUUUUCUCUGAAGCAGCUGAAGCGGGCAACGAACGGCUGGGCUGGGGAAAACCUGGUGGGCAGCGGGGCGUUUGGAGACGUGUACAAGGGAGUGGAUCCCCAAACCGGGGAGGUGUGGGCAGUGAAGCGGGCCAAGUUUCUGUCGAAUGACUUCCAGACGGAGGUGGUGGCGAUGGCGUCUAAGCACCACAAACACCUGGUGCGCCUGCUGGGGUUCUGCGUGUGCUAUGGCUCUGCCACGCAGCGCAUGGAGCAGAUUCUGGUGUAUGAGUUCAUGGCUGGCAAGGACCUCGACUGCUGGAUCGGCAAAGCCGCCCCGCGUCCUCUGAGCAUGCGGGAGCGCAUGAACAUCCUUCUAGGAGUAGGCGCAGGCCUGCAAUACCUCCACUCAUUCAACAUGGUGCACCGAGACAUCAAGCCCGCCAACAUCCUCCUGGACUCCAACAUGCAAGCCAAGGUGGCUGAUUUCGGCCUCGUGCGGUGCGGCGAGGGCACCACGGUGAUGGCAACGCGCGUCAUGGGGUCACCAGGGUACAUGGACCCGGCGUAUGUCGUGUCGCAGAAGGCCACUCCUGCUGUUGAUGUGUACAGUUUCGGGGUGGUGAUGCUGGCGCUGAUUACGGGGAGGAAAGCAACGGCUGGCGAGGGGGAGAAGGGGUGGGAGAAGGUAGAAGGAAAGGAGGAAGCUGCAAUCAACCUGAAGCAGUGGGUGGCAGCGCUAGUGGAUCAGGGCAGUGACGUGUCAAAAUUCGCCGAACCAAACCUGGAUGCCCCAUCUGCGCUCCUCCUUGAGCUGACCACCCUUGCCCUUGCGUGCACCAACAUGCGCACGUCUACUCGCCCCUCCAUGCUCCAAGUGCUUGCGGAGCUGCAGGCUCUCAAGGACCGUUACCUGGUUACCGCUCCGAACAGGAUGGCGGUACGAAUCGACGAGGAGGUGGACGUCGAAAUUGUUGAUGUCGAUCUUGAAUCUGCGCUGGAGCAGUUGAAGGGUUUGGACCAAUCAGCUUCAUGGGUGCCAGUUAAGUAG